This is a messenger RNA of Macrosteles quadrilineatus (aster leafhopper), 3860 nucleotides long. RefSeq lists its product as uncharacterized. Gene Ontology annotation, molecular function: RNA binding; protein binding. The record is from RefSeq and is a predicted model, not a curated record. NCBI's taxonomy places the organism in Eukaryota, Metazoa, Arthropoda, Insecta, Hemiptera, Cicadellidae. Bases 243 to 3473 code for a protein of 1076 amino acids. The transcript is spliced from 20 exons.
GAAGGCUGAAGCUGACCUGGAAAGUAAAGUACCAAAGUGACAUCACCAGUAAAAUUGGAAGUAAGACUAGCCUAAGCCUACGUAUGUAAUGUAUAAAAGGAAACUGUUAUCGGUCUACUAGCUAGAAAGAAGUAAGUUCUCAAGUAAGGAGGUUGUGACCACUGGCUCUACUUAUCUGAAGGCUGUGUUUCUGACCUGACGUGUGAGAAGCCUUUAAGUUAUAAAAGUUUCAUAAAAUUUUCAUGGACGGGCGUGGAAGAGGAAGAGGAAGGGGAGGAGGAGGCGGCAGAGGUUAUAGAGAGGGAAGUGGAGAUGAUACAAGAAGCAGAGGAGGAGGAAGAGGUGAUAGAGGAGUCAGAGGGGGAGGAUGGGAAAGGGGAGAAGGAAGGGGAGGCGAUAGAGGAACUGGAGGUGGAAGGGAUUUCAGGGGAGGAGGAGGCGGCAGAGACUAUAGAGAAGCAAGUGGAGGUGAUAGAGGAGGCAGAGGGGGAGGAUGGGACAGAGGAAGAAGAGAUGAUCGAGGAUAUCAAAGAGAAGACCAAUCCCGUGGUGUGCAGUUCCCUGGACAAAAUGCAGAUGCUGGAAAUCGCUUUGACCAAGGUGGAAGGGGCAGAGGAGGAUACCACCAAGGCGGCAGAGAAGGAAACCAGCAAGGCGGCAGAGGAGGAUAUCAGCAAGGCGGCAGAGGAGGAUAUCAGCAAGGCGGCAGAGGAGGAUACCAGCAAGGCGGCAGAGGAGGAUAUCAGCAAGGGAGCAGAGGAGGUCGAGGUGGUGGUGGAGGUGGUGGAGGUCGCAGAGAGAUUGACUGGGUAGCUCAGGAGAAGAUGGAAACUGCCUCUCAGACAUCCACAAAAUCUGAUCCCGAAGCUGAAGCUGCCAGGGUAAAAAAGCUGAACGAUCUUCCCACCGAUUUGGCCGGGGAAGACAAGAACAAGUUUACGACCAUACCAGACAGGAUCAACAAAGGACCUAUCGUAGGGACAAGAGGUCGACACAUCCAGAUCGAAGUAAACCAUGUGCAGUUGACGUUCGACCCCAAGAAGACAGUGGCUAUCCAUUAUGAUUGCGCUUUUGAUCGUGACAAGCUCUCUAAAAAAUUGUUAAGGAGAAUUAUGAAAGUAAUGGAAGAUCGGCAUUACCCCUCCCGAAACCCAGCCUUUGACGGCAAGAAAAACUUGUACUCCUGUGGAAAAACUCCUUUGUUCACGGGACCAGUGCUGCAUGACACAGUGGAAUUACCACCGGAGGAGGGAAGUACGAGGUCACUUAAAGUUGAGGUGACUAUCAAAAUGGUAGAAGGAGACAAGGUAGAUGGCAGGAUUGAUCUUACCGUUAUCUCUCAGUAUCUGCAGCACAAGACCAAGGAGUAUCCACAAAAGGCGGUGCAGGUCAUGGAGAUAGCGCUGCGGAAUGCACCAGUCACAGCCGGAUUCAUACAAGUUGGAAGAUCUUUUUUCACGGCUCCGAGCGAACCAAUCACUCUCGGCAACGGUAUGGAAUUGUAUCAUGGAUUCUUUCAAAGCGUUGUUCUUGGUUGGAAGACUUUUCUCAAUGUUGAUGUCGCUCACAAGGCAUUCCCUGAAGAAAGAGUAGUGAGUGACGUUAUGUGUGAAUUCGUAAAAGGGUAUAACAAACCUCACCCAAGCGAACUUUCAUAUAGUGAAGACGAACUUGAGAAUUUCAAAAACUUUAUGAAAGGACUGAGAGUAUUAUAUUUCAUCCCUGGAGUUCCAAAUUCAAGACGGAAGCGUACGGUCGUUGGAGUGAAGCCGCCUCCCAACCAGAAAAGUUUCCUGUACAAGAGAAACGAUAGCGAUCCAGGAACUAUGAUGAAAAUCGACCAGUAUUUCCAGCAAGUAAAGGGAUACAGACUGCAGUUUCCCAACCUGCCUUGUCUUCAUGUUGGGGACCCUAAGGGAGACAUUUGCUUACCACCAGAGCUGUGCACAGUUGUCAUUGCUCAGGUGAUGAUGAAAAAGUUGGAUGCAAAUCAGACUAGAGCUAUGAUUAGGGAGGCUGCCAAACCACCUCAUGAUCGUAAACAGAAGAUCAUGGAUGCUAUGAACAAAGUCCAGCACAACAAAGACAGUUGUGUCAAUGAAUUUGGAAUAAAUGUGGGUCAACAGUUUGCCAAAGUCCCUGCAAGAAUCCUUACUCCACCGAACAUUGAGUAUGGAAAUAAAAUGGUCCAGCCAGAUGAUGGAAAAUGGAACUUGCAGCCAUUUAAGACUGCCAAAAACUUGGACAAUUGGGCCAUCGUGUCUGCUGACAACUAUAUUAGAUGUGAAGACCUCAGGAGGGUUAGUCAGAGAUUCCAAGAGUGCUGCAGGGAAACAGGAAUGAAAAUAGCAGAACCCAUCUACAUGGACUGUCUAGUAACCACUAGAUAUAUAAAUCACAGCGAGCUUCAGCGAUUACUUCGAGAAAGCUUCCGCAAAUACAAGGCGGAUAAUGUCAAGAUAGCUGUUGUAGUUAUGCCCGACAAGGACAAGCAUGUAUACAAUAUCGUGAAGAAGAUUGGUGAUACGGAAGUAGGAUUGCCCACUAGUUGUUUGUAUUCGGAAACAGCUACAAAGAAGAUGAACCAAGCUACUGCAAAAAACCUUUUGCAGAAGAUUAACACCAAGCUGGAAGGAGUGAAUCACACAGUUAACAGGAAUCAGAAAGCACCUGACAGAGUGAUGGAGCUGUUGAGAGGAACAAUGCUGAUGGGAGCAGACGUAACUCAUCCAUCGCCUGAUCAGAGACACAUUCCAUCCGUAGCCGCUGUGACAGCUAGUCAUGACCCACUGCAGUUCCAAUACAAUAUGUUGUAUCAACUGCAACCUCCCAAACAAGAAAUCAUCGCAGACCUGCACAAGAUUGUGAUCAAACACCUGAAGUACUACAAGAUGAAGAAUGGACGGGAGCCGACCAGAAUCAUCUUCUACCGCGACGGUGUCAGUGAAGGCCAGUUUAUGCAGGUGCUACAAGUUGAGAUGACUUGUAUAAAGGCAGCUUGUCGCAUGGAGCUAGGUCGUGAACUGCCUGUCACUUUCUUGGUGGUUCAGAAGAGACAUCACACACGGUUCUUUCCCAUCAAUAAGAACGACAUGGACCGCAAGGGCAACGUGCUUCCAGGAACUGUAGUGGACACUGAGAUCACUCAUCCGACCCAGGCAGACUUCUACUUGGUCAGCCAUGCCAGUCUUCAGGGGACUAGCAGGCCUACCAAGUAUCACAAACUGUGGGACGACAACAUGAUAAAUGAGGAUGACUUGGAAGAGUUGACGUUUUUCCUGUGCCACAUGUUCUCACGGUGCACUCGCUCCGUCAGCUACCCCGCGCCCACGUACUUAGCCCAUCUGGCUGCGGCUCGUGGCAAAGUCUUCCUGGAGGGGGAUCGAAUCAAUUUGGACAACUUGGCUAUGGAGAUGGAAAAAAGAACCAUUCAUCCCUACAUCGUCAACAAUGCUCCUAUGUUUUUUACUUGAAUUCAGUUUCAUUGAAAGUUUCUUGUAGUGGUUUUGGGGAAAUUUGAUAUAUUUUUUAGUUGCCUGGUCCUGUUUUUGCUUUAUAGUAUUGCAUUAUUCAUGUAUUUGUUUGGUUCAAUAGCUGUUAAUUAUUUUGUUGAUUACUGGCUAAAAUAUUGUUUACAUAAGUUGAAUAAAUGCAGCAAAUUUUUUCUUGACACAUGAGUUAGUUACACAAUAGUGUAUGUUAAAUAUGUCUUAUCGUAACAUAGACCAAGAAAUGCAAUACAAUGCUUCUGUUCUGCAAUGUUAAAAAUUGUAUUAUUUAUGUAGCAAUAAUGAAAAAAAAAUCUCAAAUGCAUUUUGAACUUGUUAACCUGUCUCUGGUGGUGGAAAUAAAAAAAAUUA